GUAGACUGGCUUGACCUGGGAUUAACCAAGGGAUGGUGACAAGGAUAAAGAUGAGUGGUGCUGAAGACUUCUCCACAACAGAGACCAGCUCCUUGCAUCUGAGAAGAGGACAACAAGAUAAUGCCACCGGGCCCCAUUUUGCAACAUAUCAUGAAGGUUCCAUUCAAGUUCCCAUCCCAUGUGCUGUAGUGAACGUGGUCUUCAUCACCAUUCUAAUCAUAGCUCUCAUUGCUUUAUCAGUGGGCCAGUACAACUGUCCGGGCCAGUACAACUCUCCAGGCCAGUAUAUGUCUUCAGUGCCACCAAACACCCAUGUUUCUUCAUGCUUAGAUGAUUGGAUCAGAUACCAGAGGAAAUGCUAUCUUAUUUCCAAUAAAACAAAGAACUGGACCUUGGCCCAAAACUUUUGCUCUGAACACAGUGCCACUAUUGCUGUCAUUGAUUCUGAAGAAGACAUGAUCUUUUUAAAACAAUAUGUGGGUAGAACUGAACACUGGUUUGGGCUGAAAAAUGAAGCUGGCCAGACGUGGGAAUGGUCAAAUGGCAAAGAAUUUAAUAACAGGUUCAACCUUACAGCAUCUGGAAACUGUGCAUUUCUGAACAGUACAGAAUGUGAGAAGAAUUUACAUUGGGUAUGUAGCAAACGCUCCAAAUAA
Molecule: messenger RNA, 656 nt
Organism: Hippopotamus amphibius kiboko
Lineage: Eukaryota; Metazoa; Chordata; Mammalia; Artiodactyla; Hippopotamidae
Gene: CD69
Product: CD69 molecule
Exons: 5
Coding region: 33-656 (207 amino acids)
Cellular component (GO): external side of plasma membrane
Source: RefSeq, a predicted model, not a curated record